AUGUUGUGGUUAAUUCUGGGACUGUCAGCUGCCCCUUGUAAAGUCUGCUGUUUAACAUUUAACAUUGGACUAAUAGGACCAUGGAGGUGUGAUCCUUUAUUUUCCAAAGCCCUUCCUCAUGUGGCUGCAAAGCUUGCUGUAGACAGGAUUAACAAAGACCCAUCCUUAGACCUUAGAUACUGGUUCGACUACAUCUUACUUGAAGAGGACUGCGAAACAUCAAAGGCACUAUCUGGAUUUACUGGCUAUGAAAGGAUCUCAUCAGCAUUUCUAGGUCCUAUGAGCCCUGGCUACUGUGACGGUGCUGCACUUUUAGGGAAAAACUGGAACAAGGCAAUAUUUUCAUGGACAUGCACAAACUACGAGCUUGACAAUGCAAACUAUUACCCAACAUUUUCAAGAACGUUGCCCUCACCCUCAAGAGUUCUGUUUAGUAUAAUGAAAUAUUUUGGUUGGGCUCAUGUUGCUGUUAUUUCUUCCAAUGAGGAUAUUUGGGUCGCUACUGCCAGCAAAGUUGCCAAUGCUCUAAGGAACUAUGGACUUCCUGUUGGAAUUGUUUCCGCAAUGGGAAGUAAUGGUCAGGAAAUUAGAAGAACUUUAGAGAAGAUCAAAGCAACUGAUGAUGUCAGAAUCAUUCUGAUGUGCAUGCAUUCAGUCCUCAUUGGAGGGCAGGAACAAGCCUCUUUCCUGGAAGAGGCUCAUGACAUGGGACUGACAGAUGGUAGAUAUGUAUUUGCACCUUAUGAUACCUUACUCUACAGUCUUCCUUAUGAUAACUAUUCAUUCUCCGCACUGCUUAAUAACCAAAAGGUGAGGGAAGCAUAUGACUCUGUACUGACAAUUACUGUGGAAUCAGAGGGCAAGUCAUUCCAUGAAGCCUUCAGAGAAGCUAAAGACAAUCAUGAAAUUGCAACAGCUUUGGAACCUGAGCAGGUUUCACCCCUGUUUGGAACCAUCUAUAAUGGGAUGUAUUUUAUUGCAGCAGCAGUACUUAAUGCUCAAAGUCAUGGAGUCUGGAUUUCCGGAACUAAUCUUGCCAAUUUCUCAAAAAAAAUUGAGUUUCGUGGGUUCAACCAAAGGAUUCAUACUGACAGCAACGGAGCUGGAUUGACUAAUUACAUUGUUCUUGAUGCAGAUGGAACUGGAGAUCAGCUUUAUAGAACUUACAAAAUCGAUAUGCCUUCAGAGACGGUGCAGCUCCUGGGCAAGACGAUUCGAUUCCCAGGCGGAACUCCUCCAAAGGCCGACUCCGAUUGCUGGUUUGAUCCUCACACUGUUUGCACUGGAGGUGUGGAACCAGUACUUGUGGUGGUGGUCUUUCUCUUAAUCUUAUUGACUGCACUGGGUGGAUUUGGUCUUAACUACUUAAUCAGGCGCCGAAUUCUACAAAUCCAGCUACUGAAAGGACCCAGCAAAAUUGUAUUGACUCUAGACGAACUUGUAUUCAUAAAUCCAAAACUAAGUACAGCGAAACUGAGCAUCGAAGAACAUAAUGACUCCAUUUCCAAAAGUUUAUCAGACGCUAAAAGCCUGAAAUCAUUGGCACAAUCUAUGUCAACAAAGAGCAUAGCAGCAGCGACCUAUGAGACCUCCAACAUAGCCCUCUAUGAGGGUGACUGGGUGUGGUUAAAGAAACUUGUUCCAGGAGAAGUCCCUGAACUGAAUAAAAGUGCUACAAAUUUGCUGACAAAGAUGAAAGACCUUCGUAGUGAGAAUGUAAACCCCUUUACUGGAUUCUUCUCUGAAGGUGGAAAAUUCGCCAUCGUAACAGAAUAUUGCUCACGGGGAAGUUUGGAAGACCUGCUGAGAAACGAAGACGUUAAAUUGGACUGGAUGUUUAAGUCAUCGCUUGUGCUGGAUUUGAUUAAGGGAAUGAAAUACCUUCAUCACAGAGACUUUCCACAUGGACACCUGUCUUCUCGAAGCUGUGUUGUGGAUGGUCGAUUUGUAUUGAAAAUCACCAACUAUGGAUAUUGUGAGCUAUUAGAAAUACUGAAGGCACAUCACAGGCAAUCAUCGCCUGAAGAACUAUUCUGGACAGCACCAGAAUUACUGAGGGAGAGGGAUGUGCCCAAAAAAGGAACUUUGAAAGGAGAUGUGUACAGCUUUGCGAUUAUUCUCCAAGAAGUGGUGGUUCGUGGACCACCAUAUUGCAUGCUUGGACUCUCACCCACAGAUAUUAUCAAGAAGGUAAAAAAGCCUCCCCCUUUGUGUAGACCAACUGUGUCUGCAGACCAAGCCCCACUGGAAUGCAUUCAGCUAAUGAAGCAAUGUUGGAGUGAAAUACCAGACCGAAGACCUUGCUUUGAUGAGAUUUUUGAUCGGUUCAAAACCAUUAACAAAGGAAAGAAAACAAAUAUAAUAGAUUCCAUGCUAAGAAUGUUGGAACAGUACUCAAGUAAUCUUGAAGACUUAAUCAGAGAAAGGACAGAAGAGUUGGAAAUUGAGAAACAGAAAACUGAAAAAUUGUUGUCACAGAUGCUGCCACCGUCUGUUGCUGAAUCCCUUAAAACUGGUGGUACUGUUGAACCAGAAUACUUUGACCAGGUCACCAUCUACUUCAGUGAUAUAGUUGGCUUCACUACCAUCUCUGCACUGAGCGAGCCAAUUGAGGUUGUUGACCUUCUUAAUGACCUCUACACAUUGUUCGAUGCUGUUUUGUGCAACCAUGAUGUCUAUAAGGUAGAGACCAUUGGGGAUGCCUACAUGGUUGCAUCUGGAUUGCCAAAACGCAAUGGAAACAAACAUGCUGCAGAAAUUGCCAACAUGUCCUUAGAUAUUCUCAGUGCAGUAGGGACAUUUAAAAUGAGACACAUGCCAGAAGUUCCAGUUAAAAUACGGAUAGGUCUGCACUCAGGGCCAUGUGUGGCAGGUGUAGUUGGCCUCACCAUGCCCAGGUACUGUCUAUUUGGAGACACAGUAAAUACAGCAUCGCGAAUGGAAUCCACAGGCCUGCCUUACAGAAUUCAUGUCAAUCAAAGCACAGUAAGACUACUGCAUAAUCUGAAGGAAGGUUAUAAAAUAGAAAUUAGAGGAAAAACAGAACUGAAGGGUAAAGGCAUUGAAGAGACAUACUGGCUCACAGGAAAAGAAGGGUUUUUGAAACCAUUGCCAAAACCUCCAGAAAUCAAACCAGGGUAA
Protopterus annectens (West African lungfish) is the source of this 3141-nucleotide messenger RNA. RefSeq names its product retinal guanylyl cyclase 2-like. The record is from RefSeq and is a predicted model, not a curated record. Bases 1 to 3141 code for a protein of 1046 amino acids. Gene Ontology annotation, molecular function: peptide receptor activity; guanylate cyclase activity; protein kinase activity. The transcript has 17 exons. Lineage: Eukaryota; Metazoa; Chordata; Ceratodontiformes; Protopteridae. Gene Ontology annotation, biological process: cGMP biosynthetic process; receptor guanylyl cyclase signaling pathway; intracellular signal transduction.